Messenger RNA from Aspergillus homomorphus CBS 101889, 1018 nucleotides. RefSeq lists its product as uncharacterized. The transcript has 2 exons. The record is from RefSeq and is a predicted model, not a curated record. Lineage: Eukaryota; Fungi; Ascomycota; Eurotiomycetes; Eurotiales; Aspergillaceae. The coding region runs from base 265 to 573 and encodes 102 amino acids.
GAAAAUAUACCACUGCACGAUUGUACAAGUGAAGUCAAUUGAGCUGCGUCGGCAAUUCUGAAUGCAAACGACUUGAAUGAAAAUGGACUUUCUUACGUCACGCGGGCUGCAGCUUCUCUCCCAGCCGCCUUCAAGCUUCCUUGAAACUGUUUCUUGACACAGCCACAACACAACAACCUUGAUCGAGAUAAACUUGCUGAACCCCUAGCGAUCUAUGAGCCACGCUUCUAUACCCCGAACUUUACCAUAGACGCCUCCGUCACCAUGCAAGUAGCGGAAAUCCUGUCCGAUCUCACCUCAUUGCGCGUCUGUGACCACAAUGAUGCUCUGGCUCUCGUCACAGUUUAUGAGAGACUAGAUUCUUAUCCUACGGAAACUCAACUGCAGUCCGUUGACAGCAGAGAAGGAACUCCUGCUCUGCAGAAGGAGAAGGAUCAGCUCCGUCAAGCCAAGGAACUGGUUGAGCUGCAUCACGAAAUGAAAUCACGACAUGUGCUGGGCACCGUGGACGAAGAGCUGACCAAGUUAAGAGGGGACGUACAACGUGUCUUGCUGGAGCUAAGGCGCCAGUGAAUGUUCCCUAAGGAUUGCCGACCAAAGCUUGUAUACUCUCUUCUCACACGCGUUCCUUCUUUCUGGUUUAUGCGUUCAUGAUAGGCGUUGUUGAGAUUCAUUCAGCAUGCAACCUGUAUUCAUUGUUCUAUGGGUGGGUUAGUUUGAUGAUACCGGAUAGAUGUUUUCACAUUCUCUCUAGUGAGAAGUAUUGGUUGUAUGGCAUAGAGUGUGGUAUUUCUUCUUUCCAUGUUCUCAUCUCAUCACUGAACAUGAUUUACGAUUACUGAGAAAUGUCACACUUCCUCCAUCGCACAUAAUCACUUUCUCUGUCAACUCUGCCCUACUUUCUUACCUUCUUAACCUUAUCCCCGUUCUACUGCAACAACCACUAUCCCUCGACACCACCUCAGAAUUGGUCCCGAAUAUCUUCUCAACCCUCUAUCCCAUUUUCACUCACGCGUUC